This is a messenger RNA of Angiostrongylus costaricensis, 1269 nucleotides long. The record is from the annotation of a GenBank genome assembly. NCBI's taxonomy places the organism in Eukaryota, Metazoa, Nematoda, Chromadorea, Rhabditida, Metastrongylidae.
CUGGACCGCAGGUGUCUAUGCAGUUUUUUAAAGACGUGGGAGCCGCCAGUGAUCUACCACUCAUUCUGUACGAUCAAUAUCGAAUGGUAUCCAUACGAUGUUCAACAGUGUGAGCUGAAAUUUGGCAGUUGGACAUACAGUGGAACACAACUCAAUCUCGUUCAUCUACUCUCCGAUGAUGUGCGCUAUGUACAGCAUAAUAACGAUAGCGUAUGGGAUGUACAAAUAGGUGUCGACGUCUCCGGCUAUCAGGAAUCUGUCGAAUGGGAUUUGCUGUCGGUGUUCGGCACUCGUCAUGAGAAAUGGUAUCCGUGCUGCGAUUAUGCAUCAAUCGAUAUCACAUACUAUUUGCAAAUUCGUCGAAAAAAACUUUUUUACACGGUGAAUCUGGUGGUACCGUGUGCCUCACUGGCCGCUCUCACUUCAUGGGUUUUCUAUCUACCGUGCGAAAGCCAUCAGAAAAUUCAACUCUGUAUCUCAGUGCUCGUCUCAUUAACUGUAUUCUUUUUAUUACUGAUAGACAUCAUUCCGCCAACAAGUAUCGCUAUCCCUCUCAUUGCGAAAUAUCUCACUUUCACGAUGACAAUGGUUACGCUAUCAGUCAUGUUCACAGUCUUUGUACAAAAUGUGCACUUUCGCGGCUCGGAGUUUCCGAUAUCGGAUUGGGUGAGAAAGAUUUUCAUCGAUAAACUCGGUAGCAAGCUGCUUAUCUCGAGAGCCACCGAGAAGGGUAAUUUUCACCGGAAAGCUCAGCACAGCAAACAAAUUAAUGCCUUGUCAGCGAUGUGGAUUCUACAAAGGCAAUUUCACAAGGCCGUAUUUGAUGUAGAAAUGGCAACGAAGAACAAAAAGGAAGCAAUGUCGACGGUGAACUCAUUAUUUCUCGGUCUACCGAUGCUAAACCGUUCGAAGAGCGUCAAGGCGGACACCAUUUCUGGAAUCAUGUGGAAAAUUCUUGGGCUUUUCAGGACGGAUAAAUUAAAUCGAAGAACAUUCGACAAGAACAAAAAACUCUCGUGGUCUGCCAGUGCCGUCCGAGAUAAACUGCGACGAGCUGAACAUAAUGUGCAGUACAUCGCUCAGACUCUUACCGAAAGGCGUCAGGCUGAAGAAAUGGAAGCAGACUGGCAAUUCAUAUCUCUCGUAAUCGACAGAAUCUUACUUGUGAUCUUCGCCUUCUCUAUCACAGCGGGCAUCUUUGUUACCAUUCUGUCAGCACCAUCCAUUACCGACACUCGGGAACCAAUAACAACAAGACAGUCACUUUGA